ACCACGAGUUCACGAACGAGAUCAACUACAGCGAGCUGUGCAUGACGGAGUCGGUGGGGUACCGGACCAGCCGCAGCACCUCCCUGUCCAGCCAGCAGGGGGCGCAGAACAACUCCACGGGCUGCUGCCCGCGCCGCGCCCGGAGGAGAGCCGCCAUGCGAUUGGCUAACUCCACGGUGUCCGUCAGCCGCGGCAGCAUCCAGGAGCUGGACACCCUGCACGUCAAGACCACCUCCAUACCCCCCCAGACCCGGUCCAGUCUCAACGCCCAGAUGUGCGACCUGAAGCUGAACUGCGGGGAUCCAGACUUCAGCGCUGCCAUCAUCAGCAUCCCCACGCCCCCCGCCAACUCGCCUGACGAGAGCCUCCCCUCGUCGCCCGCCCCCGUCCCCAGCAUCCUGCGCAACACCCGGGCCACCGCCUACACCCAGGACAACGUCAAAAUCUCCUCCUUAUAACCUCAGACUACGCCCGACCUCCCCCUCCGGACCCUGCUGCCCCACCAGCCAACCUCUCCGUGGACUCUGGACCUUUGAACCUCUGAUCUUCAGCCCGGGGGACUGCAAGCUGAGAUUUUGGGGCACUACCCAGACGGAUACUUUGAGUACUGCUGGUCUGCGUUCACUUCCUCUCAACAUUUUGUGGAUUAAAGGAGACACAAUGGAGACACAAUGGAGACACAAUGGAGACACAAUGGCUUUUCCACACAGGAGGCGACACAACACGGCAGCAAACCGGAGCAAAAACUCUAAGACAAGGACUUAGAAAAGGAACAAUGGUUGUUCUCCCGAAGACUUUCCACAGUCUUCAGGAUCCCCUCCUCAUGCAUCUUACCUCAACAUGUGUUGGUGUACCAUCCAUAAGGAGGGGAUGUGCCUCCCUUUAGCAGUUUUAAAUCUCAUUGCACAUCCUAGGAGAACUCAUCCAAUGGAAAAGGACACCAAGACUCCCAAAGAUUGAGCUCGAAACCAACUGCCAGGUUGAAUCAUCGGGUUCAUGUUGCGUCCUCCUCACCUUAGUCCUUAAGAGGAGGGCCACAAGAGGAUUGCUGCUGCAGAGGACAACAGUAUUACAUUUUUACGUCUAAGCCUUGCAUGAAGGGACUUAGUGGUUUUGUUUCUUUAAAAGAAGUUGGUCUGUUGGUUCCUGGUGAAUCUGAAGGACUGCCGAACGCUGGUCUUACUCCUCCGUGAUUGGACAGGGAAGUGAUGGAGAUGAUCUGUGUACAACCAAGCAACCCUCAGUGGCUUCAGAGGCCGUGGCUACAACUUCUUCAUCACUUUGGAUGUUUGUUGUUGUUGUUUUGAGACAGCAGAUGACGGCCAGCAGGCGGACGGUGUUCGGCUUUACCAAACCAGGAGGGUUAGGUUUCUUUUACAGCGACAGACGGGAGUGAAGUGUUGGAGCUCUUUUCUUUGAGAUGUAAAGGAUUUGUAGGUUUAAACCCCAACAAUGGGUCUAGAUGUACCUUAAACCACAUGGAGUUGGGGAAUAUGAAUGGAUGAUCUCUCCACUGGCUCCUGUUCAGCUGCUGAAGCCACUACAGGUCACAUUUUAAGGAAAAGAAGGGAAUCAGGAGCGAGGACUAUCCGAGAUUAUCUGAAGGUUUCAAAAUAUCUUGGAGGGUUGAUCCGGACGCUGCUGAGACAAAUGAGUCCAACAUAACGGAACUCUGAAAUCUGGGUUUAACUGAUCUGAGCUGAGCCUGAAUACUGUUAACACAACGACACUGAGCUGAUCUUUAGGGACUAAACAGAGUCCUUCUGAGCAGCGCUGGACUAACGUGGUUCUUAAAAUGCAACUGUAGAGAGGACAAAGUCACUCUGGACUGGAUUAAUCUGGUUUCAUGUGGACAAAAUUCCUCUGGACUGGAAUAAUCUGGUCUGAUGUGGAUGAAUUUACUCUGGAUUGGAUUAAUCUGGAUUGAUGUGGAUUUGUCUGGUCUGAACUGGAUUAAUCUGGUCUGAUGUGGACGUGUUACUCUGGACUGGAUUAAUCUGGUCUGAUGUGGACAUGUUACUCUGGACUGGGUUAAUCUGGUUUGAUAUGGACUUGUCUGGUCUGAUGUGGACUGGGCUGGUCUGAUGUGGACUGGUCUGGUCUGAUGUGGACUGGGCUGGUCUG
Messenger RNA from Etheostoma cragini (Arkansas darter), 2124 nucleotides. Its product is annotated as potassium voltage-gated channel subfamily D member 1-like. NCBI's taxonomy places the organism in Eukaryota, Metazoa, Chordata, Actinopteri, Perciformes, Percidae. The transcript has 2 exons. The record is from RefSeq and is a predicted model, not a curated record. The coding region runs from base 42 to 458 and encodes 138 amino acids.